This is a messenger RNA of Penicillium soppii, 852 nucleotides long. RefSeq lists its product as uncharacterized. NCBI's taxonomy places the organism in Eukaryota, Fungi, Ascomycota, Eurotiomycetes, Eurotiales, Aspergillaceae. Bases 1 to 852 code for a protein of 283 amino acids. The record is from RefSeq and is a predicted model, not a curated record. Gene Ontology annotation, cellular component: intracellular anatomical structure. The transcript is spliced from 6 exons. Gene Ontology annotation, molecular function: oxidoreductase activity, acting on NAD(P)H, oxygen as acceptor.
AUGUCUCCUUCAUUGCAAUUUCAAAACGGCUUGCCUUGUUUGGCAGAUCAUACCAAUGGCACGGAUGCUACUUCACCCCGCCUGCGAGGCAAGGUCACUGUCGUCACAGGAGGUGCGGCCGGUAUUGGGCAGGACUUGGCCCAAAGCAUUGCGGAGGCUGGAGGCGACAUUGCUAUUUUGGAUAUAGCAGAAGGCUCAUCCUGCGACCUGGUGAAACUCGCGAAUUCUUUCGGAGUUAGGGCGAAGUAUUAUCGGACCGAUGUCGGCGACAAGGACAAACUUGAGCAGACAUUCAAUGAGAUUGUCCGUGACUUUGGUCACAUUGAUGGCUGUGUGACAGCUGCUGGAGUCAUGGUCAUGACAGAUUUCCUCGACUACAAGUGGAAGGAUGCAGUGGUGGGAACUUUCAUGACGGCCCAGCUCGCAGCCAAACAAAUGAGACUGCAAGGAAGUGGAGGCAGCAUUGUGAUGAUUGCCUCGGUAGCAGCUCACCUGAGCUCACCUGCACUGCCGAUCUCUGCAUAUACUGCAUCGAAAGGUGCUGUCAAAGCAUUGUCGCAUGCUCUCACGGUGGAACUUGGACCGAUGGGGAUCCGAGUCAAUACUAUUUCUCCCGGGUACAUCAGAACAAGCAUGACCGGAGAGGUCAUAGUUGAGAACCCAGAGCUUGCCUCGCGCUUCAGCUAUGAGCCUCCCCUUGGUCGGAUGGGAGAGACUCGUGAUCUGACAGGGGCUGUUAACUUCCUCCUGUCCGAGUCGUCAUCUUACAUCUCUGGCAGCGACAUUCUGAUCACAGGCGGAUUACAUGCUGGCCGAUAUGCGAAGGAUCGAGAGCCUCCUGUGUCUCAAUGA